AUGAAGUACUCGACUUUUGCAUCUCUUCUUCCACUUUUGGGUCUUGCCAAUGCGCUCGCCUUACCUCAGUCACCCAAGAACGGUACCGACCUUUAUGUUUCGUUUCAAGAACCGGAUGAGUCCGGCCAACUCGUGAACCGAGCUGCGUCUGGCUACAGGAACGUCGCAUACUUCGUCAACUGGGCUAUAUACGGUCGGGCCUACAAUCCGCAGAAUCUUCCAGCAAGCCAGCUUACUCACGUGCUCUACUCUUUUGCCAACGUUCGACCCGAGACCGGUGAGGUAUACCUCAGCGACACUUGGUCUGACACCGACAAGCACUAUGACACAGACUCCUGGAAUGACGUGGGCACCAACGUGUACGGCUGCGUGAAGCAAUUGUUUCUGCUGAAGAAAGCCAACCGCAAGCUCAAGGUGCUACUGUCUAUUGGUGGUUGGACCUACUCAUCAAACUUCGCCACGCCUGCCAGCACGGCCGCAGGUAGGAGCAAGUUCGCGAGCAGUGCCGUACAACUCGUCAAAGACCUUGGCUUCGACGGUCUGGACAUUGAUUGGGAGUAUCCCUCCGACUCUACGCAAGCUGCCAACAUGGUCGCUCUCCUCGCUGAAGUCCGAAGCCAACUCGACGCCUAUGCUGCUCAAUACGCCAACGGCGGCCACAUGCUUCUCACCGUCGCCUCUCCUGCUGGCCCAACGAACUACCAGAACAUGGACCUUGCAGGCAUGGAUAAGUACCUCGACUUCUGGAACCUGAUGGCCUAUGACUAUGCCGGCUCCUGGGACACUACCUCCGGCCACCAGGCCAACUUCUACCCCUCGACCAGCAACCCUACCAGCACGCCCUUCAACACCAAGCAAGCUCUGGACUACUACACUUCUCACGGUGUCGCUGCCGCCAAGAUCACGCUUGGCAUGCCGCUUUACGGUCGCGCAUUCCAGAACACCGACGGUCCAGGCAAGCCCUACUCCGGUAUCGGUGCCGGUACCUGGGAAGCCGGUGUGUACGACUACAAGGCGCUCCCCCAAGCUGGUGCCUCGGUCGUGAACGACGCCAGCGUGGUGGCGAGCUACAGCUACGAUUCUUCCUCGCGGACGAUGAUCUCUUACGAUACACCAGCCAUCAUCCAGCAGAAGACCGGCCUCAUCAAGUCACUUGGUCUUGGUGGUGGUAUGUGGUGGGAGAGCAGCUCGGACAAGACGGGCUCGGACUCUUUGAUCUCAACUUACGUAAACAGUGUCGGCGGUGUCAGUGUCCUUGACCAGAGCAACAAUGUCCUUACGUACUCUGGCUCUAAGUACGAUAACAUGAAGGCUGGCUUCCCCAACAACUAG
Didymosphaeria variabile is the source of this 1332-nucleotide messenger RNA. RefSeq names its product Chitinase 4. Bases 1 to 1332 code for a protein of 443 amino acids. The record is from RefSeq and is a predicted model, not a curated record. Gene Ontology annotation, molecular function: chitinase activity; chitin binding. NCBI's taxonomy places the organism in Eukaryota, Fungi, Ascomycota, Dothideomycetes, Pleosporales, Didymosphaeriaceae. Gene Ontology annotation, cellular component: extracellular region. Gene Ontology annotation, biological process: chitin catabolic process; carbohydrate metabolic process. The transcript is spliced from 2 exons.